GCCAUGCCUCGCAGCCGCUGCUCGCUGCCUGUGGUCGCGCUGUCGCUGCUGCUGCUGUCGCUGCUGCAGGCGACGGCAGAGGCCGCCGACGGCGACUUCGAGCUGCACAUCGUGCACCUCAACGACUUCCACGCGCGCUUCGAGCCCAUCAACAGUGGCGGCGGCUCCUGCUCGCCCAGUGCCGCCUGCUUCGGGGGCAUCGCGCGCGUGGCCACCGAGGCGCGCCGGCUGAUCGACGCUGCCGGCGACAACUACCUGUUCCUCAACGCCGGCGACAACUUUCAGGGCACCGUCUGGUACUCGCUCUACAAGUGGAACGUCACCGCCGCCAUCCUCAACAUGCUGCCCUGGGACGCGGCGACGCUGGGCAACCACGAGUUCGACGACAAGAUCGCCGGUCUGGUGCCCUUCCUGGACAACAUCAACUUCCCGAUGGUGGUGGCCAACCUGGACAUAUCGCAGGAGCCGCGCCUCACCGGCAAGUUCAACAAGUCCGUGGUGAUCGAGAGGGGCGGCCGGCGCAUCGGCAUCGUCGGCUACAUGCUCAGGAGCACCCCGGACAUUGCCAGCACGGAAAAGCUUAUCUUUCUGGAUGAAGCGGAAAGCCUGGCGGAGGAAGCCAAGCGACUGAAAGAGGACGGCGUCGAUAUCAUCAUCGGUCUGUCCCACAGUGGACUCGACGUGGAUCGCCAAGUGGCCGCCAAGGUCGCAGACGUGGACAUCAUCGUGGGCGGACACUCCCACACGCUGCUCUACACAGGGACUCCUCCGGACAAUGACACCGCCGAAGACGUGUACCCGGUGAUGGUGACGCAGGAGAGCGGCCACAAGGUGGCCAUCGUGCAGGCGAUGGCCUACACCAAGUAUCUGGGAAACCUGGUGGCCACGUUCGACAGCAACGGCGAGCUGCUCAGCGCCACCGGGAAUCCUGUGCUGCUGGACGAAACCGUCGAGGAGGACCCAGAGAUUCUUGCAGCACUGGCCCCAUGGCAAGCAGGCCUGGAGGAACUGGAGACCCGCAAGGUGGGGGAGACCAAAGUCCUUCUCGACACGUCGAACAAUGCGUGCAAGCAAGGGGAGUGCAACAUGGGCAACUUCAUCACUGGGGCGAUGCUGGACGAGAUGGCAGUGCUGCAGAGCAGCUCCGAUUCGCAGCGAUGGACGGAGGCUCCCAUAGCCAUCACCAACUCUGGAGGUAUCCGGGCGUCUAUUGAGGAGACCAACAACGGAACCAUAACUUACAGCGAUUUGAUCACGGUGUUGCCGUUCGAGAACACGAUAGACAUCAUCGAGAUCACAGGGGCGACGCUGCGCAAGGCGCUGGAGUUCUCCGUAAACGACACGAACACGUGGAAGAGCAAGAGGCAGGGCCCGAUCUACUUCAGAUACCUCCUGCACUACUCCGGUCUGCGCGUGGAGAUCGACGUACGGCAGCCGGUGGGGCAGCGCGUCACGCGAGUGUCUGUGCUGUGCGCGGCCUGCGACGUCCCGCGCUACGAACCGCUGAAGGACGACGCCUGGUACCGCGUGGCCGUCAACUCCUUCCUGGCCGAGGGCGGCGACGCCUUCUACAUGCUCCGGGACGAGGCGCGCAGCCGCACCAUAGGCCGCGUCGACGUGGACGUGAUGCUGGACUACAUGGCGAGGUUCAGCCCCAUCGUGCAAGGCCUGGACGGGCGCACCGUCGUGCUGUCGUGACGCCGCGGUGACCUCUGGAGGCCUCUGAGGCCAGCGCCUUCCCCGACUGUGAUGUUUAUCUAACUGUUGUCUACUUAUGACUGUUCUGUGCUUUGUAAUUAACGACGAUAUCUUUCCCAAAAACAAAAUAAAUCGUAUGUCUGACACUGUUGCUGCUA
Molecule: messenger RNA, 1856 nt
Organism: Schistocerca piceifrons (Central American locust)
Lineage: Eukaryota; Metazoa; Arthropoda; Insecta; Orthoptera; Acrididae
Product: apyrase-like
Exons: 9
Coding region: 4-1698 (564 amino acids)
Biological process (GO): AMP catabolic process
Cellular component (GO): plasma membrane
Molecular function (GO): 5'-nucleotidase activity
Source: RefSeq, a predicted model, not a curated record